AUGCCUUCAGGUAUCCCCGCUAUCAAAUACCCGAACGUCGCUCGCCUCGCUCGGGCUAGCAUCCCUGCCUUCGACGACCCUUACGUGAUCGCAGGCCAGGGAACCAUUGAAAUAGAACUACUGCGCCAGACAAACCCGCAGAAGCUGAAAGCUGUCUUCUGUGCUGUCCGAGGAGGCGGUUUGGUUGCUGGUAUCGGUGUUUAUCUUAAGCGCAUUGCGCCACAUGUCAAGAUCAUCUGGGUGGAGUCUCAUGGCACAGAGAAUUACCGGUUGGCACGCGAAGUCGUCGAGGAGGUCGUUCAGAUUUCCACGGACGAAACGUGUGCUGCGAUCAAAGAUGCGUUCGAGGACACUCGGUCCGUCAUCCAGCCGGCAGGUGCUUUGGCCCUAGCAGGCUUCAAGAAAUAUGUCUCAUUAUAUCCCAACACUGAGUCAACCCGGGAACUGGUUGCGAUCACCUCGGGUGCCAACAUGGACUUUGAUAGACUGCGUUUCGGCUACUGUUACGCUCGAGAUUAUUCGACCGAAGUCUUUAUGGGUAUUUCUCUGUCUGCCUCCACAGGUUCGGAGGAUUUGACGGUCAUCGCCGAAUUGGGCAGGGGUGGUAAGAAGACGAAUUACCUGAGCAACGAUGAGCUCACCAAGAGACACGUACGUUUCCUGGUUGGUGGACGCUGCGAUGUGCUCGACGAGCGCUUGCUCAUGUUUGAAUUCCCGGAGCGUCCUGGUGCUCUGGCAAAGUUCCUGACCACUCUCCCGCCCAACCAGAACAUCUCCUUGUUCCACUACCGCAAUUACUGUGAAAACGUUGGAAAGGUGCUUGCUGGCAUCCAUUGUCCACCGUCGGACAAGGUUGACCUAGAGUCUUUCUUGAAAGACCUGGGCUACCCUUUCAGCGAGCACACGGCUCUUCCACUUACCACACAGUUCUUCGUUCUUAGAUCUUCUCCUUAA
Aspergillus alliaceus is the source of this 954-nucleotide messenger RNA. RefSeq names its product tryptophan synthase beta subunit-like PLP-dependent enzyme. Gene Ontology annotation, molecular function: threonine deaminase activity. Gene Ontology annotation, biological process: L-threonine catabolic process. The record is from RefSeq and is a predicted model, not a curated record. Lineage: Eukaryota; Fungi; Ascomycota; Eurotiomycetes; Eurotiales; Aspergillaceae. The transcript has 4 exons. The coding region runs from base 1 to 954 and encodes 317 amino acids.